AUGGGGGAUUCAAGGCCGCGUAACUUCGCCUGCGAUUCUUGUGGAAAAGCUUACAUCCGCAAGGAUACUCUUCAGCGACAUCAGACCCUGGAGUGUGGGAAAGAUCCCCAGUUUAAUUGUCCCUACUGCUUCAACUGGCCUGAAAUAUUCAGCGGCCCAACUAAGAGUCGCCCUUUCGCUUGUAAAGUCUGCAGCAAGUCUUACACUUGUAAGGGUAACCUGAACAGACACAUGUCCUUCGAAUGUGGGCAAGAACGGCAGUUCCUGUGUAUGAUGUGCGACCAGAGGUUCUAUCGGAAGUACCACUUGGAGCGCCAUCUAGUACUCAAACACAACGUCAACUUCCGAGAGAUUAUGGAAGAUGUUUUGCAAGCAGGCCUCGUCAAUCUGUCGCAGCUGUACCUGUCACAACUCAGUGGAAAUCGGAGUCGCAAGUUCGUCUGUCGGUCGUGUGGCAAGUCUUACAUCAACAAAGACUCGCUCCUGAGGCACAUCAAUAAAGAGUGUGGGAAAGAGCCGAGCAACCAGUGUCCUGAGUGCCCUUACAAGACGUUCCAUAAGUUUCAUCUGAAAACCCACAUCGCUUUAAGACACAAGAUGUUCAUGGACUCAGUGAACGCCUCCAGCAUCCGGUGAACUCAAUGAGAACUCAUGACCUUGUCAAUUCCGCAAAAAUAGUAUUUCUAAAGUUGUGAAAUUUGUUAUAAGACUAGUAAUGUAAUCGCAAAUUCUCUCUAAAGAGAUUUUAUAAAAGUAAAUUUUGCAGAGUGAUAAUAAUUCAUAGGCAUAUUCAGUAUCCAAGAAAUUCUUUCAAAGAGAGUUCAUGAGCUCAUAAAUUCAGUUAGAAUCCUGUGAAUUAUGUCAGAGAGAAUCAAUGAACCUUUAAAUUUGUCCAGCACCUGGUGAAUUUUUCCAUGAAGAAUUUGUGAUCUUGCUAAUUCUGUUAGCAUCCAAUGAAUUCUUUUGAAGAAAAUUCAACUCGUUGAUGUUUUUAUUUGACUUGGUUUGUAACUCAGUGAUUUUAAAUGUACAGUAGGCCUAAUCAGUUUUAAAUAUGUUUACGAUGAACAUUAUUUAAAACUCAGUUAGCAUUCAGAGGUUGUUCAAAUGUGAAGAGUUGUGACAGUAUUAGUGAAUUCAUGUUUCUAUCAUGAAUUAUGUUAAUUCUACUAUAGUUGGUCCUUUCAAUUUCACUUGUAUUGUUGAUUUUGUAUUAAUUUGUGCUUUAAGCCAUAUUAACCUUGUCAAAUUGACAUUUGAUAUUGUUAUUAUUCCAUUUACUUCAUGUUCUCUGUAAUUAAAAAUUUAUGUGUUUU
Messenger RNA from Macrosteles quadrilineatus (aster leafhopper), 1316 nucleotides. RefSeq names its product oocyte zinc finger protein XlCOF15-like. The record is from RefSeq and is a predicted model, not a curated record. Bases 1 to 636 code for a protein of 211 amino acids. NCBI's taxonomy places the organism in Eukaryota, Metazoa, Arthropoda, Insecta, Hemiptera, Cicadellidae. Gene Ontology annotation, molecular function: RNA polymerase II cis-regulatory region sequence-specific DNA binding; DNA-binding transcription factor activity. The transcript has 3 exons. Gene Ontology annotation, biological process: regulation of transcription by RNA polymerase II.